Messenger RNA from Sardina pilchardus (European sardine), 678 nucleotides. RefSeq lists its product as uncharacterized. Lineage: Eukaryota; Metazoa; Chordata; Actinopteri; Clupeiformes; Clupeidae. The transcript has 5 exons. The record is from RefSeq and is a predicted model, not a curated record. The coding region runs from base 30 to 635 and encodes 201 amino acids.
GUCAUCCGCAGCAAGUGAAUUUUCACCUGAUGUACCGAAAUGUGUACAAGGAUCUUACUAAAGAGUUUGGGUCUGAAGAUGUGCUGUGUUCUGCCCUGGAAUCAGAAGAUCCAUCUUUUGAGUCCUCCCUUGUGGAGAAUUUGACAGGAGAGAUUGUAAAAACUUGUAGCCAAACAAACUUAGCAGCUUCUGAACCCAGGAUCCCACCAAUUAAAGCUGCAACUGGACUACAGGAAAACAAUAAGGAAAAGACCAAAAAGAAAAUUAUUCCAUCCUGGCUGAAGAUGGCUAAAUUCAAUUGGAAGAAAUCAAAGAAUGGAGCACAAAGUCUUGACAGUGAGGGCUCUCCUAUUCCAAGCACAAGUUCCUCUCAGGUUCAGGCCAUGAAGACCGAGCUAAGGGAGACUCUGGCCGAGGUCACCAAGGCUCCUGAGUGUGCAGCCAGCCGUCUGGAGAUGGCUCAGGACGAAGAGACCACAGGGUGCUGUUUCUUCAAGAUGCCCAAGUUCAAGUUCUCCUUCAAGAAAAUAAUGAGAGGAGCUAAAGUUGGGCAUUACCACGAUGUUACCUCAUUUGAAGAGCAGAACAGUAAUGUGCCAGCCUGUGAGACUCAGCUGAAGGAGGAGCAGGAUUAAAUUGCAUCUGGGCUUGCCAACACCUCAAGUCCAGAGAUGGGAC